AUGAGUCGCCUGAGCCUGGAAGAGCAGUUGUCGAGGUCUCCGGGCUCUCGGCGCCAAGAACACAGCGAGGGCCGGACGAGCCCAAAGCCCCAGCCACCCACAGAGGACCUGGAGCAAGGCGACGGAGUCUCCAGCGAGGAGUCCAACAAGGGCAUGCGCCGGGUGCGAGUGCAGCCGGGGCAGCCGAAGAUCCUCAACGCUUGCGGCGGGUGCAGGUUGGAACUGCCAGAGCACCUGGCCGCCAGCUUGGCCAGCGAGGACAUCAGGAACUUCGCUCAAAGAGUCGACCAUGUCGAAUCGCAAGUCACCAAGCAAAUGCAGCAGACCAUCAACCUCCUCGACGAGAUGACCAACAAGCACGCUGAGCACGGGGGGAUCCUCGAGCAACUCCAGGAAGCGAAUAGAGAAGUGCACGCGCGCUUGGACAAGCUGGAGCGGGGGGACGGGAUUUCACACGAAGCAGCCAAAGCACUCCUAGCAGACAUCCAAUGGGGGGGGAAGCUCGCAUACCUGCUCAACGACAUGUUCUACACCGCCCACAUCCCAGAGUCGAUCGACCGGGGGAUCACGGUCUUACUGCCGAAGAUCCCGUGCCCUUUGGAAUGGGGGGACACCAGGCCGAUAACGCUAUCGUCCACCCUGCUGAAGUGGGCCUCGCAGCUUCUACUGGCACGAGCGGGGGGGCACAUUCGAAGCGGAUCCCUGCUCCAGUGGGCCCGAGCCGGGCGACAGGGCGUUGAGCUCGUGGCCACGAUCCGGAGGGUGACACAGAUGGCGCGCGAUUGGGGAGCGCUCUUCUGGCUGAGCAUACUCGAGACGCGUACCCUCAACGUAGCCAUUGCAGACAGCAUCACGACAGUGCCCCAAACAAACGGCAUCCGGCAGGGAUCGCCGGACUCACCAGACCUGUUCGGGGCGAUCGUCGCUAGAGACCUCCAAACGGCCAUCUCACAAGCCCCCACCCAACCCCGCGACCCCAAGGGGGGCCCCCCCCCACCGCGAGUGGGGGGAUCUUUCCUUGACGACACCUACCUCUGGAGCCAAGACCGCAGCCACCUCCAAAAAGUCAUCCACAACCUGGAGGGGGAGCUUGCGCGGGAUGGACUGCAUAUCCACCCAAUCAAGACCGCCAUCCUUUACAGCAAACCCACCGGAGGAGGCACAUUCGAAAUAGUGGGGGAAACAGUUGCUUGCAGCGACUACCGCACAGUCAUCUCCACACUGGGGUCACCCAUCACCUUCCACGACCAGACUGCAGCCCUCAUAGCAGAGAUGAGUCGAAGGAGCCGGAACGCAUUCCGGAAGCACAAGCAGAUCCUUACCGCGCGUACGAACAUCAAAAGCAGAGCAAAAGCCUACCUCACACUCGUCAGAAACGCAGGAGUGGGCCAGCUGGAACGCCCGCUCCCUCCGGCAGGCAAGACUACACCUCCACAGAAUCGGGGAGCAGAGAUGGUCCUCGUAUGUGCUCAGCAGAAUAUGGCAGUUGUGGGGACACAUGGCAAGGGGGGGACCUGA
Molecule: messenger RNA, 1518 nt
Organism: Symbiodinium necroappetens
Lineage: Eukaryota; Dinophyceae; Suessiales; Symbiodiniaceae
Source: the annotation of a GenBank genome assembly